Molecule: messenger RNA, 931 nt
Organism: Prosopis cineraria
Lineage: Eukaryota; Viridiplantae; Streptophyta; Magnoliopsida; Fabales; Fabaceae
Product: transcription factor MYB44-like
Exons: 1
Coding region: 1-399 (132 amino acids)
Biological process (GO): regulation of DNA-templated transcription
Cellular component (GO): nucleus
Molecular function (GO): RNA polymerase II cis-regulatory region sequence-specific DNA binding; DNA-binding transcription factor activity, RNA polymerase II-specific
Source: RefSeq, a predicted model, not a curated record
AUGGGUCCUCACCUCAACAACGUCGCUUCCGAUCGGGUCAAGGGCUCUUGGAGCCCCAAGGAGGAUGCCACUCUCAUCAAGCUCGUCCACCACCACGGCCCUCGCAAUUGGUCUCUCAUCAGCCUCGGCAUUCCGGGACGGUCCGGAAAGUCUUGCAGGCUCCGAUGGUGCAAUCAGCUCAGCCCAGGCGUACAGCACCGUCCUUUUACUCCCGCCGAGGAUGCCGUCAUCGUCCAGGCUCACGCCGUCCACGGUAACAAGUGGGCUACCAUCGCCCGUCUCUUGCCAGGACGAACGGACAACUCCAUCAGAACCACUGGAACUCCACACUGCGCCGCCGCCGAGCGGCGGAGAUGUCUUAUGUGUCCGGAUCGUCAGAGGCGGACUCUACUGUGGUAAUGAAGAAGCGGCCGGAGCCUUGUGAUCCCCGAAUGAGUCGGACAUAUGGAAGUCAGGGCAGCGAUUGAAACGGCAGUGCCUCCAGAGGAUUUCACCGGGAAACAAUAGUUACAAGGAUCCAAUGGUGGACUCUGUGACGACGUCGUUGAGUUUGUUACCCUCCAGAGAGAGAGUGGAUGGAAAAGUGAAAGAAGAGAACGAGGAAGACGAAUACGAAGACGGAGGCGAGGGCGAGGGCGAAGGGAGUGAGAGCGGGAGGCGAAAGGAAGGGGAAGAGCCGUGGUUGAUGAGGAUGAUGAAGCGCUUGAUAGCAGAGGAGGGUUAGGAAUUACGUUGAUAGUUUGCGGGCCGGUGAUAAGCCAGUUCUCAGAAUUGGGCCGGGCCUUAACAUGGACCCGUCUUCUAUUCAUAAGUGAACCCAUUUCUUAUUCUAUUAAUUAAUGUUGAGUUCUGUUCAUACAAAAGUACCUAGGGCUAUGUUAAGUUCGUGACUUUUUAAUUAUUUUAAAAAACCAUAAUAUUUUAUAUUAAG